UGUCAAUGAGGUCAGAGUAAACUGUGUCACACCAUAUAUCGGCCGAUGCGGUUUGCCGAUCUUAGAUUAACACGCUGUACUGUGUUAAAGCUAAAAGUAGAUUCUCAUAUAUAAGAUGAAAACAUACAGUUAGUAAUAAGAGAAAGACAAGAUACCAGCAGCAUGAGUUCUAAGAAGAAAGAAGACAAGAACCCAAAGGGUGUGAUUGCAGAAGAGCCGGAGCAUGAGCGACCCAAGGGAGUGCAGUUCAGUAUCUCUGUUGAUGAAGGAGAUAGUCAGGAUUCUGAGUUGGGCAAACUGAAAGGGAAUACUUCAUCUUCAUCGCUAGCUUCAACUACUUCAAGCUCAAGUGGCGACGGUGAUAUUCAGCUGAGACAAAAUAACACCAUACCAUUGAGGAGUAUGUCUGGCACCCAUAUGACCGCCAUGAAUGACAGGAGGAGAGCUUCUGUGAAGGAUUUCCUGGUUGCCACCCCCGAGGAGUUUGUGAAGAGAUUUGGUGGAAAUAAAGUUAUUAACAAGGUGCUGAUUGCCAAUAACGGGAUAGCAGCUGUAAAAUGUAUGAGGUCAGUAAGAAGAUGGGCAUAUGAGAUGUUUAAAAAUGAAAGAGCCAUAAGAUUUGUUGUCAUGGUAACUCCAGAGGAUCUGAAAAACAAUGCAGAGUAUAUCAAGAUGGCGGACCACUACGUGCCUGUACCAGGAGGCACCAACAACAACAACUACGCCAAUGUGGAGCUAAUCCAAGACAUCGCUAAAAGAACACAGUCACAGGCUGUGUGGGCUGGCUGGGGCCAUGCUUCAGAAAAUCCCAAGCUGCCUGAACUCCUCCAUAAACAUGGCAUUACUUUCAUUGGUCCCACAGAGAGUGCCAUGUGGGCACUGGGAGACAAGAUAGCCUCUAGUAUUGUGGCCCAGAGCGCUGGUGUCCCCACCCUCCCAUGGAGUGGCUCGGGGCUGACCGUGUCCUGGAGUGAUGAAGGUCUGUCCAGUGGGCAGUUAGUGACCGUCCCUGAAGACAUCUACAAGAAGGGGUGCGUGUUCACGGAGGAGGAGGCGCUGUUCUCUGCCAAGAAAAUCGGGUUCCCGGUGAUGAUCAAGGCGUCUGAGGGAGGUGGUGGGAAGGGGAUCAGGAAAGUGGUCAGUCCAGAUAAUUUUGCCACAUUGUUUAGACAGGUUCAGUCAGAGGUCCCAGGCUCCCCGAUAUUCGUCAUGAAACUGGCCACACAUGCACGCCAUCUGGAGGUACAAAUCUUAGCUGACCAGUACGGUAAUGCCAUCUCCCUGUUUGGCAGAGAUUGCUCCAUCCAGAGGAGACACCAGAAGAUCAUUGAGGAGGCUCCAGCCACAAUAGCGCCACCUGAAGUCUUUGAGCGCAUGGAAAAGUGUGCUGUCACCUUAGCCAAGAUGGUGGGCUAUGUCAGUGCCGGCACUGUGGAAUAUCUGUACAAUGAUGAGGACCAGACGUUCAGUUUUCUGGAGUUAAACCCUCGUCUCCAGGUGGAACAUCCAUGCACAGAAAUGGUGGCAGAUGUCAACCUUCCUGCUGCACAACUGCAGGUGGCCAUGGGUAUCCCCCUGCAUGUCAUCAAGAACAUCCGUCUGCUGUACGGUGAGGAUCCUUGGGCCACCACCCCCAUAGACUUUGACAACCCCCCUUGCAAGCCUCAGCCCAGAGGUCAUGUGAUAGCUGCCAGGAUCACCAGCGAGAACCCUGAUGAAGAAUUCAAGCCAAGCUCUGGCACUGUUCAAGAACUGAACUUCCGUAGCAACAAGAAUGUGUGGGGUUACUUCAGUGUGGCUGCCUCAGGAGGGCUGCAUGAGUACGCAGACUCACAGUUUGGUCACUGUUUCUCUUGGGGAGAGGACAGGGAAGAUGCCAGAGAGAACAUGGUGGUGGCCCUGAAGGAGCUGUCUAUUCGAGGUGACUUCAGGACUACGGUAGAGUACCUGACCAAACUCCUGGAGACGGAGAACUUCCAACAGAACUGUAUAGACACAGGGUGGCUGGACAAACUGAUUGCUGAGAAGGUGCAUACAGAGACUCCAGACACCAUGCUGGCAGUGGUAUGUGGCGCCCUCCAUGUGGCAGACCACACCAUACAGACCAACUUCCAACAUUUCCAGAGUGCUUUACAAAGAGGUCAGAUACAGGCCUCCUGCAGCUUGACCAGUUCAGUGGAUGUAGAGCUGAUACAUGGAGGGAUCAAAUAUGUUCUGCAGGUAACCAAGACAGGACCAAGUAGCUACUUUGUAGCAAUGAAUGAUUCUUAUGUUGAUGUUGAGUCACACAGGUUGAGUGAUGGAGGCCUGUUACUGUCAAUAGAUGGCGCCAGUCACACAACAUACAUGAGGGAAGAGGUCGGCAGCUACAGGAUCAUUAUUGGCAACAGAACCUGCGUCUUUGAAAAGGAAAAUGAUCCUUCUGUACUCAGGUCUCCGUCUGCAGGCAAACUGGUCGCAUACUUGGUGGAGGACGGCGGCCAUACUUUUGCUGGCGAUGUUUACGCUGAGAUUGAGGUGAUGAAGAUGGUGAUGGAGCUAAGGGUGACGGAGAGUGGAUGUGUUCACUAUGUAAAGAGACCAGGAGCUGUACUUGAUGCUGGAAGUAUAGUGUGUAAACUACAGCUAGAUGAUCCCAGCAGGGUACAACAGGCUCAGUUAUUCCACGGCAAGCUGCCAGCUGUCACACACAACACUGUGACAUCCAUGCAUGGUGACAAACUCCACCAAGUGUUCCAGAGUGCCAGAGCCUCGCUGGAGAAUAUCCUGGCAGGAUACGCCAUACCUGAUGACAAGGUGUUCAAGAAACGACUGGGAGAUGUGCUUAAUACUCUACUUACCUGUAUCAGGGAUCCCAGUAUGCCACUGUUAGAACUACAGGAGUUGAUCUCCAUGAUAUCUGGGCGACUGCCGCCACAGGUAGAGAGGACCAUUCGUAAACACAUGCAAGUCUACGCCAGCAACAUCACCUCUAUUCUCUGCCAGUUUCCAAGUCAACAAAUCGCCACUGUGAUAGACAGUUAUGCUGCCACAUUAACCAAGAGAUCAGACAGAGACGUCUUCUUUAUGACCACUCAGGGCAUAGUACAACUAGUUCAGAGGUACCGCAGCGGGGUGAGAGGUCACAUGAGAAUGGUGGUGCAGGACUUAUUAAAACAGUACCUGAAGGUGGAGUCACAGUUUCAACAUGGUCACUAUGACAAGUGUGUGGCUCAGCUGAGGGAGAAACACAAAGAUGACAUGGCAACUGUCAUGGCCACUAUUUUUUCACAUUCCCAAGUACAGAAGAAGAACCUUCUAGUCAUCAUGCUCAUU
Messenger RNA from Lingula anatina, 3315 nucleotides. RefSeq names its product acetyl-CoA carboxylase. Lineage: Eukaryota; Metazoa; Brachiopoda; Lingulata; Lingulida; Lingulidae. Gene Ontology annotation, molecular function: acetyl-CoA carboxylase activity; ATP binding; metal ion binding. Gene Ontology annotation, cellular component: mitochondrion. Gene Ontology annotation, biological process: fatty acid biosynthetic process. The record is from RefSeq and is a predicted model, not a curated record.